AUGAACCUGGGCUAUGCAAUAGUUUUAUUUAAUGCUUUAUUAAUCGCCUUGGUGUAUAGUGCAGUUAUUGUGGAAGAUGGUGAUGUUGAACAACAAGGACUUUAUAGUAAGUCUGAUCAUGUUGAUAUAUUAACAAAUCGUAAUUUUGAAAAGAAAAUUUAUGGGCAGAACCAUGCGAUUGUGGCUCAAUUCUACAAUAGCUAUUGCGGACACUGUCGAGCAUUUGCUCCCAGAUUUAAAGCCAUGGCAUCUGAAAUGAUAAAUUGGAGAAAUAUUAUAAGGCUAGCUGUUAUUGACUGUUCUGUUGAAGAAAACAAUGAGAUUUGUAGACAGUUUGAAGUAAUGGCUUACCCAUCCUUACGCUAUUUGCAUGAGAAUUAUGUCAAAGGAAAUGGUAAUGUUGGUGAUAAGAUACAGUUAACUGACACACUAGAAAAACUUAAAGCUCAAAUAAUCACUAGAAUGCAAAAUGAUCAAACUAUUGGAAAUCUACAAUUUGCACCUUCUCUUGGUAUUGAAUCCAUCACAGACUAUGCAUCUGCUGUUAAAGAUGUGCCUGCCAACAUUAAAUACACAUUUCUUGUAUUGGAAAAUGCUAAUUCUACAUUAGGAUCUGAGCUUGCUUUAGACCUAAAUGAUUAUCCUAAUGUUAAAGUAAAGAGAGUGCAUGAAACUAGUGAAAUUGCAGAAGUAGCAAAUAUUAAACAAUUUCCAGGACUUAUAGCUAUCAGUUCUACUUUAGAGUCUACGACACUUGUGCCCAAAGACUAUAGUAAGUUGGGGUUACUGAAAGCAAUUAAUUCAUUCUUGAAAUCUAAAAACUAUGCUUUUCCUGCACGUGAUCAUGGUAGUCAGGAAAUACUCACUAAUGACCACUCCAAUGAAAAACCUGUGACUGUCAAUACUGAUCUUGUAUAUUAUAGUGACUUGGAGAAAACAAUUAAAACAAGUUUACACACUGAAAUCACUAGAUUUAAAACCCUGACUGGUGAGCCUCUGCAAGCACUCUUAGACUAUCUGGAUGUUAUCAUUGUCUCAUUUCCUUUUAGAGGGAAUCUUAGAGAGUUUAUCACAGAAUUGCGUACUACUCUUGCAUCAAGGAAUAGCUGGGAUGGUGGUGAAGUCUAUGAAGUAGUUAAACAGUUGGAGAUAACACAUGCACCAGUAUACACAACCAAUUUAGAAUAUGUGAGGUGCAAAGGUAGCCAGCCAAAAUUCCGUGGAUACACUUGUGGACUUUGGACACUAUUCCACACUCUAACUGUAAAUGCCGCUCAAAAACCUGGUAAAGAAAGUCCAAAAGUUUUAAAAGCUAUGCAUGGUUAUGUGAAGAACUUUUUCGGCUGCACAGAAUGUGCUGGACAUUUCCAAGCAAUGGCAGCAAGAAAUAGAAUAUUUGACGUGAAAGAAAAUGAUAAAGCUGUACUUUGGCUGUGGAUAGCACAUAAUGAAGUAAAUCUUAGGUUAGCAGGAGAUAUUACUGAGGAUCCUGAGCAUCCAAAGAUCCAGUUUCCAAGUGUCGCCAGGUGUCCUGAAUGCAGGCUAGCCCGAGGAGCUUGGAAUCUUCCAGCCGUAUAUCAAUACCUUCAAAAUGUUUACGGUGCCUCAAGUAUCCAAUCCAUGCGACGCGCAAGUGCAGUUCAUAAUUACGUCAUCACGGCUAUGGCUAUGGCUAUGCUCCUAUUGCGCCCUAUACCAGAUGUGCCCAAUUCCGAUUCAGACCUACUUAAGCAUGGUCGUCAAAAAAUCUCUGGUAUGACGUACCUACUGCUCACCCUGGAUAUCAAUACUGAGUACCUACGCUCUGAUACCGAGAUUUCUUAUUUGGCAGCCAUGUUAGCGAAUAACCAACUGACGAGCCCGCCUAAUGUACUUAUAGGUAUGUUUAAACCGAAAACAAGUGCAUGA
Spodoptera exigua (beet armyworm) is the source of this 1908-nucleotide messenger RNA. NCBI's taxonomy places the organism in Eukaryota, Metazoa, Arthropoda, Insecta, Lepidoptera, Noctuidae. The record is from the annotation of a GenBank genome assembly.